Molecule: messenger RNA, 6958 nt
Organism: Ahaetulla prasina
Lineage: Eukaryota; Metazoa; Chordata; Lepidosauria; Squamata; Colubridae
Gene: BLTP3B
Product: bridge-like lipid transfer protein family member 3B
Exons: 21
Coding region: 91-4416 (1441 amino acids)
Source: RefSeq, a predicted model, not a curated record
UCUCGGGGAUGGAGGAGUCCCGCGCGGGGAUGGGCCAAGCAAUCACCUCUCUUUGCCUUCCCUGAAGAACCGGGCGACAAGCCGAGAACCAUGGCGGGCAUUAUCAAAAAACAGAUCCUCAAGCACCUUUCCAGAUUCACCAAAAAUCUAUCACCUGAUAAAAUCAACUUGAGCACAUUGAAAGGUGAAGGUCAGGUAACCAAUAUAGAGCUUGAUGAAGAAGUACUUCAGAAUAUGCUAGACCUUCCCACUUGGCUUGCCAUCAACAAAGUAUUUUGUAAUAAAGCUUCUAUUAGGAUACCAUGGACAAAAUUGAAAACACAUCCAAUCUGUUUGUCAUUGGAUAAAGUAAUAAUGGAAAUGAGUACAUGUGACGAACCCCGUGCCCCUAAUGGACCAUCACCUAUAGCAACUGCAUCAGGACAAAGUGAAUAUGGUUUUGCUGAGAAAGUUGUAGAAGGCAUAUCUGUUUCUGUAAACUCCAUUAUAAUCAGAAUUGGAGCAAAAGCUUUUAAUGCUUCAUUUGAACUUUCUCAGUUGAGAAUAUAUAGUGUAAAUGCAAAGUGGGAACAUGAUGAUCUAAGAUUUACUCGAUUACAAGAAUCACAGCGUGGAGAGGUAUUGACAUUUAAAGAAAUCAACUGGCAGAUGAUCAGAAUAGAAGCAGAUGCAAUCCAAAGCUCUCAGCAUGAAAUCAUGAGUGCUCCAGUUCGUCUGAUUACCAACCAGUCCAAAAUUAGAAUCAUACUUAAAAGAAGGUUAAAAGAUUGCAAUGUAGUGGCAUCCAAACUAAUUUUAAUACUGGAUGAUUUGCUGUGGGUUUUGACUGAUUCCCAAUUGAAAGCUAUGGUACAAUAUGCUAAAUCUCUUAGUGAAGCAAUAGAGAAAUCAGCUGAACAGAGAAAAAGCCUUGCUUCUGAACCUAUGCAGAGUUCCAUGUCAGCAUACAAUUCUCAGGAGAUGAAAACUCAACAGUCUUCAGCAGCUUCUGAUCAAAAUGAUGCAAUUGUAAGACUAUUCAAUGAUUUUGAUGUUAAGGAAACAUCUUAUCAUCUAGCAAUUUCUCAUUUGGAUCUGCAUAUCUGUGAUGAUAUUUACACCAAGGAAAAGGAUGCAAACAGGCGUGUUUCAGGAGGUGCUAUGCAGCUGUCCUUUAGUCAGUUAACUAUAGACUACUAUCCAUUUCACAAAGCAGAUGAGAGCUGCAGCCAUUGGAUGCAUUACAGUGAUGCUACAAAAACCAGAAGUGAAUGGGCAGAAGAACUGCUGCAAGAGUUCAAAGGAAAUGUUGAAUUGCUUAAGCAGGCUGUGAAGGAUCACAAAUUAGAUUCUCCAGUUAAAUCCCCAUUCCAGGAGUCUCCACAGCAUAUACAGAUAGGUAAGGAUCAAAUGUCAAAAGGAAUUUCUAAGACUUUUGUGUCAUCACAGCAGCCAAAGGAGAAAUUGAUGUCUAGCCCAGUAGUAGUUAGACUUGCUGAUGUCAAUUUUUAUCAGGUCUCUACAGCAGACCAGUGUCGCCGUUCUCCUAAAACUCUUAUUUCUUGCAAUAAAAAAUCUCUGUAUCUCCCACAAGAAAUGCCAGCCAUUCAUAUUGAAUUCACUGAAUACUACUAUCCAGAUGGCAAAGACUUUCCUAUUCCAAAUGCAAACUUGUAUAUUCAACUAAAUGCACUACAGUUCACUUUGGAUGAGAGAAGUAUUCUUUGGCUAAAUCAAUUUGUAUUGGAUAUGAAACAGAGUCUCAGUCAGUUUAUGGCCAUGUACAAGUUAAAUGACAAUUCAAAAUCAGAAGAACAUGUUGAUGUUCGAGUUGACGGAUUAAUGAUAAAGCUCAUCAUUCCUUCUGAAAGGAAGCAAAAACAUAAAGAUGAUCCAUAUGCAGUUUCCAUUCAAAGUUCUGAAAUGAUUGCUACAAAUGCUAGACAUUCAGCAAACUGUAGACACUCUGAUUUGGAAGCAGCAUUCCAAAACUUCAAAGACUCUACAUUCUUCAGUAGAACUUUCACAGAGUUUCCCAAAUCUUCUGAUUGUUUUAAUCUUUUGCAUCCCAUUUUUCAAAGACAUGCCCAUGAACAAGAUACAAAACUGCAUGAUAUCUAUAAAGGCAUUAUUACUCCUCAACUGAAUAAAUGUGCACUUAAAACUUCAGCUGCGUCAGAUGUUUGGGCAGUGCAUUUUUCUCAAUUUUGGAUGGACUAUGAAGGAAUGAAGAGUGGGAAAGGACGGCCAAUAAGCUUUGUGGAUUCAUUCCCACUUACACUUUGGAUUUGUCAACCUAUGAGAUGUGAACAGUCACACAAAGAGCCUUUUUGCAGUCAGGACUCUCUCAACAUUCUGAGAAGUGAGUCUUGUGACCUUGCUAAUCGCCUGCAGCAUAAAAAACGUCUGAAAGAGUAUUAUAGUACUGAGAUGGAAGCCUUCCCCAGUGGUACUGAUAAUUUGUGCUCUACUAAAAGUACUUCGGGAUCUCAGUCCACAUAUGUUGCAGACAUUCAUGUUUUACUUCAUAUUCAAAAACACGUAAGCAUGCAGAUAAAUCAUUAUCAAUAUCUUUUCUUACUUUACCUACAAGAAUCCCUUGCGUUACUACUGGACAACUUGAGGAAGGAUGUAGAGACUGUGACAGGGAAUCCAGCAAAAGAGGCAAAUGUCUGUAUUGGGAUCUUAUUGAAAAGUGCUGACAUAGCUUUGUUGCUUCAUCCACUAGUGCAAGGAAGCAUGUGCAACCCUCCUAUUUUAGAACAAGGAGGUCCAGUGACAUCAGAUCCCUUACCCAUGGAAAACAGAGAAUCUUAUGAAUCAGAAAGCAAGCUAGUUUCUACUUCUACUACACAGAUAAACAAUAUAGAUAUUAAUGUUGUAACCAAUUGUGAGUCUCUGAAUACUAAUCUUAAUCUUCCGAUAGAUCCAGUUUUAAAAUCAAAUAGUGACAUGGAUUUGCCAAGCGAAACUUCAUUUUUGAAUGAUGCAGCAGAAAAACAUUGGAGGAAAAUGAAUGAAAGUAAUAGUGGGCUUUUCAGUCGUAGUGAUUCAGAAGAAAUUUGUGAGUCACUAAGUGACAAUUCCUUUCCUAGAGAAUUGGCUGAUACGUCAAAUUGCAGAGAAGAUCCUAUCAAAAUUCUGAUGGGCAAGGAAGAAGAGAAAAGUGGUUUCUCAAAUAACAAAAGUAAAGCAGAAUGCUCAACUGUUAGAGUCAUAGAAACUGAAACUGAUUCUGUGGGACAGUCUGAGAAGUUUGAAAAUGGCAAAGAAAAAUUGGACACAGCAAAAAUGCUUGCAUUUCAGUCUUCAUUAAGUGGAAAGCCUAAGGAAUCGUGCCAGUCCAAUCUCCCUGCAUUCUCUGUUUCUUAUAAGAACAUGAAGAAAAGUCCAUCACAAGCGUCUUUGGAUACCAUUUCUACUGACAGUACCUUCUUUGAGGAGCACUACUUGGAAAGCGAUGGAAGUGACAGCCAAAGCUUUUUGGAAAAAGCUAUCUUAUCCAAUAAACCAGUGGAAAAUAUGCCUGAUGAAGGCACAGAGAAUGAGAAUUAUGGUGAAUCAUCUCCAGAUGUCCUCAGUGCCAAUUCAGAGUGUACUCAGGAUGCUAGUGAAGAAAUGAUGUCAGUGGUAGUUUUUAAAAUAUUUGGUAUUAAUGGUGAAAUCGACAUCAGAGGCGAAGACACAGAAGUAUGCCUUCAGAUAAAUCAUGUUUUACCAAAUCAGCUGGGCAAUAUCAGUGCUCGACAUUAUCUUUGCAACCGAACAGCAGGUUCAGAUCCUAAAUGUGCACCUGGGCCAAUUAAACCAACUCCUGAAGUAAGACUAAGAUGGGAAAGUGGACCCAAUGCUUUAAUACAUUCAUUGCAAUCUGAAAAAACUGGGUUUCUACAAUGUCAUGUAGAAGAUUUUACUGCUGACUUCUUAACUUCUUCACUUAUGAACAUUCAGCGUUUCUUGGAAGACGAAAUGCUUGCAGAAGUGAUGCCUAUGAAUGUAAAAAUUUCUAAUACAAAAAUCAACAUAAAAGAUGAUAGUCCUCGUGAUAGUUUGUCUGCUCCUGAAUCAGUCCCAGUAACUGUGUAUAUUGAUCUGCUUAUGAUAGAGAGGAAAGAUGAUGGCUCAUUUUACAUUACAGAUCACCAAACAGUUAGUAGUGAUUCACCAAAGACACAAAGCAGAAUAGGCAAUCAGGAUGCUGAAGCUGGUACGCACAAGAAAAAAAAAUUUCAGUCCCGAUCCACACAAACAUCUCCAGAAAUUAACACUCCCCAAGAAUUUAUGACUUUACCCAUAGUAAUCAAAGAACAGCUUAUAGAAGAAAAUGAAUGUCUAAAACAGGAAUUAGCCAAAGCCAAGAUGGCCCUUGCUGAAGCUCAUUUGGAAAAAGAUACCUUGCUUCACCAUAUUAAAAAAAUGAAUAAUGAAAAAUGUUAGCAGACCCUAUACAUCAAUGUGAAAGAGGAAAGGACACAUUUUAUAUUAUUUUUUGUUUAUGGAAUUGAACUCAGAGCAACAUUUCUGCAGAAAAUGCACUUGUAAAAAGGGAUAAGAAUUUUUUUUUUCUUUUUAAAUUCUUUUAAGUUGCAGUGAUGUGAAGAAGAACAAUUGCUAUUAUACAUCAUUAACUUGUGAAAUAACUGGUAAAUGAAUAAAAUAUUCCUUUGUCACUGAUAGGAUAACUUCAUCUUCAUUUGUGAAGAUAAAAAAUCUUUGUUACAACAAAAGGACUGUUCAAGAGAUAUUAAAUUUGCACUACACAUAAAAUGAUCCAUUAUGAAAAUUUGUAAUAGUCAUGCAGAAAUAGUUCAGGCGCCAACAGGAUGUGCUUAAAAAUUGGCACCUUCAAAUGUCAAAAUGUAUAGCUAGAGCAUGGGAAAGGAUAAUAUGGUGAUGUAUGUUGGGAAAAAUUGGAAAUUGCACAAGCAGUUGGACAACAAUUUCUUACUAGCUCACAAAAUAAUAGGGUUGUUAGAUCUGAGCUCUUUUUGAGGAUCAUUAGUCAUUUUUUUGCUUUGAAAAUGAAUCUCAGCCAUUCUUAAACUUUUACAUUUUUAACAAUUGAAUGUUCUUUUGUAAAUUAACAUCGCUGUAUAUUAAUAUGCUUGAAAACAGUUAUAUAAUUAUUUGAAUUUGUAACACUUUAACAAAAUGUAAAGUUGCAUUUUAUAUCACAGAUUAUGUGUAAAAAUUAAAGUUUAAAUUUUCAGUUUAAAAAUUGCUGUAAAUAAGUAAAAUACACCAACCUGUGCAAAAGAUUCUUAAAUUUUUAAAAUAACAACUAAAUCCCAUUAACACAUAUCAGGAUGAUAACAGUAUAUAGGCUAUUCAAUGAUCUUUCUCGAUCAUUACUUCAAGACAUUAUGAGGGGUAUGUAUUUGCUAUACUUGAACUGUAAAAUAAUUCAGGGAAUGAUUGAUUUCUUUUUUAAAAUAAAAAUAAGAGACCAAACGAUUAAAAUCUGGUGACUGAAUUACCAAAUUGGAAAUAAAAAAUAAUAAUUUGAACUGAAAUUAUUUUAAUCAAAGUUUAUCUGAUGUAACUCAUAUUUAUUGGAUUAAAAUAAUUGAAUUUUUUUGCAAAAAGACAACAAAUCAAGAUGUCCAAGUUAUGUAAAACAAUUAUAUAUGCCUUUAUUUUAAAAAAUAAUAGUCUUAAUUUUAUGAAGAUCAGCAUAUUUUUCAUCUCCUAUUCCUUUCAGUUGAAAUUAUCAUUUAUCUUUAGUUCUUCCUAAAUAUUAUCUCACUAGUUCUCCAUGCUUUCUUCUGCCACUUUAAUUAGUUUAUCAGAAACAAAAGUUAUGUAUCUCCAAAAUACUUGACUAAAUACAUGCUUGUUAAAUCCAACUGAUUUAAAUGGUAAAUUAUUUUCAAGAUUAUUUUUGUACAGGUUAUUUAUGUAUAGUCCAUUUUAAAAGACUACACAUAACUAACCACCAUUUAACUUAGUAUUAAGAUUCAUUUAGCUUCCUGCAGUUUUAUUUCUAAGUAGGCAUAUGUAAAAUUAUAUUACAAAAUAAUUAUAUACAGGUAGUCUUUGGUCAAUGAUAACAAUUGGAACUAGAAUUUCUAAGGCUAACCAAUGCAGUCAUAAAGCAUGUUGUGACCGUACCACUUAGAAAUAGCAGUUCUGGUACUUCUAGUUCCCAAUGUUAAGCAAAUUCCACAAUGCCAUAUAGUUGUUAUUUGUGACUUGAUGGCUUUCCCAUUCACUGUGCUUGUAAGAAGCCAGCAAAGAAGCUGAGCAACCAAAUGGCACGACUGUGGGGACACUGCAGAGGCUGGAACUUUGAGGACUGGUUGUAAGUACCAUUUGUUCAGCACCAUUGUAAGAUGUGUAAGCACUGUAAGGUGGAAAUUGCUUGAAAUUCAUACUGUUGUUCUCUUAUUUCAUGCUUGUCAUACUAUGAUAUCAUAGCAACAGUUUGUCAAAAAAUAAUAGAAUGCGGUUUUGCUCUUGUUUGAAUUCACUGAACAAAUCCAGUGCUGUAAGUCUGGCCUAAAUAGACCAGACAGGAAAUACAACCAGAUCAACUAAUUCUACUUUACUGUAAAGCUACAUGAAAAGAAACUUGUAAAUCUGAAAGUACAAUUCUCCCACUGUCACCUUUAUAGCCCAAGAACUUAGAUUCCCUUUUGAGCUUCUUGCUCCACCCACUUUGCAGCUGUGGGCUAUAUUGUCUCUUAUCUAAUAGUUCCCUAGGCAGCAUCUCUUCACCCAGUCUCCCGAGAUCUUUUUCACAGAACAUUAGAAGCUACUGUUUUAUACACUUUGCUGUUCUUUAUAAAAAAAGAUUUUUGAGUUAACAAUUUUUAAAGCAUAGAAUUGUCAUUUUAAAGCAAAGAAUAUUUUCAUUUUCUGAUUUCAGUUUUUUAAAAAAAUCAAUUAUUGGUGCUGUGAAAAAUAAUCCUUCAAAUACUAAAAUUAAAAAUUGUAUUAACAGAUUCUUAUGAAUGAAUUAAGGCCUCUUACUUCAUGC